GCGCGCGCACCUCCACUGCGCAGUCCCAGCCAAAGUGCGGCGCGUGCAGGCGCAGGAAAACUUUUCCAAAUGGAUUUUCCUCUUGGAAAUUGGCUUUUCUUCUCUCUGUGCCUGCUGAUUACCAGGACUGUAAUAACGUUACAGAGUAACGAAGUGGUGCUUUUGGACAUGAGGAAGGUCGGAGGGGAGCUGGGCUGGUUGACGCUUCCGCUGAAGGAGCCCGGGUGGGAGGUCACCCAAAGAACCCUUAACGGUUCUCAGUUCUACACCUACUCAGUCUGCAAUGUUGAGGAACGUGAGCAGGACAACUGGCUGCGUACCACCUUCAUCCAGCGAGGUGCAUCGGUCUCUCGGGUUUUUGUUGAAAUUCAGUUUCUUGUCAGAGACUGUAACUCAUUUGAUGGAGGGUCAUUGACGUGCAAGGAAACAUUCAACCUCUUCAUGUCCGAGUCGGACGCAGACGUCGGUAUGACCUUCCGCAAGGGCCAGUUCAAGAAGGUGGCCACCGUUGCCCCGGACAAGAUCAGCGGUAAAGGAGAAAUGAACAUCAACACAGAGACAAAGGUGGUGGAGAGCCUAUCUCGGAAAGGAUUUUACCUGGCGUUUCAAGACAUUGGAGCCUGCGUGGCUCUCCUCUCUGUCCGAGUCUACUACAAAAUCUGCCCAGAAAAGGUCAUGGAGCUCGCUCUGUUCCCCGAAACUGUGGCAAGCCCCGGAUUAAGGAAGGUGAAUGGGAAGUGUGUGGACCACGCUGUCGCCGCGGAACUGCCGCACAGCCACUGCUCUGCGGACGGAGACUGGGUGGUGCAAGUAGGACGAUGUCUGUGCCAAGCAGGUUAUGAGAAGGUGAAAGACUCGUGUCAAGGGUGUCAGCCAGGCUUCUUCAAGGCUGAAGCCUCCAACAGAUCGUGCGAGGCUUGCCCUGCCAACUCUCAGGCUCUGGUCUCUGGAGCCCAGUUUUGCUUCUGCAAGGAUGGAUUUUAUCGAGCACCAACAGAUCUGCGCACAGGGCCCUGCACAGGCCUCCCCUCUGCUCCCCGCGACCUCAUGGCCUCCACCCAGCUCCCGUCAGGGAAACUGCUCCUCUCCUGGAAGCCGCCUGAAGACACUGGAGAUCGGGAGGACAUAACCUAUAAUGUGGAGUGCCAGCGCUGUGACGGUCCUGUCUGUCAAACCUGCGGAGAGAAGAUCCGCUACGAGCCUGGCAGCGUGGGCCUCACCGACACCAAGGUGCUAGUGAGCCAGCUGGAUGCACACCUGAACUACACCUUCACUGUGGAGGCUCUUAGUGGUGUAUCUCAGGUUCUUGAGGAGGAAAUGCCAUCUUCCACCUCCAUCACUACAUCUGUGCUCUUCACAGAUCCCCCAAAACCUAUAAGCAUACAACUGGUUGAACAGACUCCCACCAGUUUGUCCCUUUCCUGGGAUGUCUCCCCUCGUUCUCAGCCAACCAGCUAUGAACUUACCUACCGCAAGAAGGACGAUAAUCUGGAUAAAACGACCUACAUUUGGCUUAAAUUGGAGAAAAACUACGCUCAGAUCAAGGAUCUGGCCCCGGCUACUGCCUAUCUCUUCAGGGUUCAGGCUCUCAGCAGUGAUGGCAGCCACGGAGGCUUCAGCCAGGAGGAACAGUUCGAGACCUUGUCUGAAGAACACCAUAGCAAGACAGCAGUUAUCCUGGCUGCUGCGGCGGGAGGAGCCAGCAUGUUGAUCCUUGUGCUUGUGGUUCUGUUUGUGCGCAGACGGAGAAGAAAUUCUCACAGGCAGAGACAAGACGACACUUACUUUUCCACCCCAGAGCAGUUAAAGCCGCUGAAGACGUACGUGGAUCCACACACAUACGAGGACCCCAACGUAGCUGUGCUGAAGUUUGCCACAGAAAUCCCCCCCAGCCAUGUAACAAAACAGAAAGUCAUUGGAGCUGGAGAAUUUGGAGAGGUGUACAAAGGAAUUUUAAAGGCUCCAGGGAAGAAGGAGUUUGCAGUAGCUAUCAAGACGCUGAAGUCCGGAUACUCUGAGAAGCAGAGGCAGGAUUUCCUGAGCGAGGCCUCGAUCAUGGGCCAGUUCUCCCAUCAGAACAUCAUCCGUCUGGAGGGCGUGGUUACCAAAUUUAAACAUGCUAUGAUAGUGACUGAAUACGUGGAGAAUGGAGCACUGGACAAAUACCUGAGGAACCACGAUGGAGAGUUUUCCUCCUUCCAGCUGGUGGGCAUGCUGCGUGGAAUCGCAGCUGGCAUGAAGUACCUCUCAGACAUGAGUUACGUUCACCGGGACCUGGCUGCUCGCAACAUCCUGGUCAACAACAACCUGGAGUGCAAAGUGUCUGAUUUCGGCCUGUCCCGAGUGCUGGAAGAUGAUCCUGAGGGGACAUAUACCACAAGUGGAGGUAAAAUUCCCAUUCGCUGGACGGCUCCAGAGGCAAUAGCCUACAGGAAGUUUACUUCAGCAAGUGAUGUUUGGAGUUUUGGCAUCGUCAUGUGGGAAGUCAUGGCGUUUGGAGAAAGACCCUACUGGGAUAUGAGUAACCACGAGGUGAUGAAGGCUAUCAAUGAGGCUUUCAGGCUGCCUGCACCCAUGGACUGCCCUUCAACUGUCUACCAGUUGAUGCUGCAGUGCUGGCUGCAGGAUCGGUCAAAGAGGCCGCGCUUCGGAGACAUCGUAAGCCUGCUGGACAAGUUGGUGCGCAGCCCCGACUCCCUGAAGACCAUUGCAGACUUUGAUCCACGCAUUUCAAUCCGUCUGCCAAGCACCAGCGGCUCGGACGGUUCUCCCUUCAGGUCCGUGUCCGAAUGGCUGGAGUCCAUUAAAAUGAACCAGUACAUUGACAACUUCACAUCUGCUGGGAUACUCACCAUGGACCAGGUCUUGCAGAUGAAGAAUGAGGACGUCAAGAACAUUGGCGUGAGGCUCCCCGGCCAUCUAAAGAGAAUCGCUUACAGCAUCUUGGGUUUAAAGGACCAGACAAGCACCCUGAGUGUGUUUGCAGUGUAAUCCCAGCAAGGAGGACAAUCCAGACCAGCCGCUGCAGCUGGCAGCCUUUUUUACUCUUAGCUUUGCUCAAGCUGCAGGAAUGGUUUUGAAACUGCUCUUUUUUCCCAUUGAAUUGAUCCAAUAGUCUGUAUAUUUAAAUAUCUAUUUUUUUAUUGUACAUGCCUUGUUUUGGAUAUAUCCCAAUGCUAGAAUAGGAGGAUUUUCAUCUUUUCCUUUCAUCAUCAACCUUUUGUAACCUGCUUCAGCUUUGCACCAGGAAUCCAGUGUCCUGUUUCUGCAGAAAACGUACGAGGGAUGAUGAUAUUUACAGAUUCCUUUG
This is a messenger RNA of Oryzias latipes (Japanese medaka), 3310 nucleotides long. It is a transcript of the gene epha2b, whose product is annotated as eph receptor A2 b. Gene Ontology annotation, cellular component: dendrite; plasma membrane. NCBI's taxonomy places the organism in Eukaryota, Metazoa, Chordata, Actinopteri, Beloniformes, Adrianichthyidae. The record is from RefSeq and is a predicted model, not a curated record. Gene Ontology annotation, molecular function: protein binding; ATP binding; transmembrane-ephrin receptor activity. Gene Ontology annotation, biological process: ephrin receptor signaling pathway; axon guidance; protein phosphorylation.